UCCAGAGACGAGUUCAGCAAGAAAGAUUGCCUUUCAAUCAGGAAUAUUGUAGCUUCAAUCCAAACCAAAGAAGGUCUGAAUCUCAAGUUGAUAAGUGGAGAUGUUCUAUAUAUCUGGGCUGAUGUCAUUGUCAACACUGUUCCCAUGAAUCUUCAGCUUGGAGGAGGACCACUAUCUCGGGCAUUUUUGCAGAAAGCUGGUCCCAUGCUCCAGAAAGAGUUAGAUGACAGCAGGCGGGAAACAGAGGAAAAAGUGGGUAACAUAUUCAUGACAAGUGGCUGCAAUCUGGACUGCAAAGCUGUGCUCCAUGCCGUGGCUCCAGAUUGGAAUAAUGGAGCGGGGACUUCUUGGCAGAUCAUGGCAAAUAUAGUCAAGAAAUGUUUGACAACUGUAGAAGAGCUAUCUUUCUCAUCAAUCACAUUUCCCAUGAUUGGAGCUCAAAAUUUGCGGUUUCCCAAAGCUGUUUUUGCUAAACUAAUCCUUUCAGAAGUGUUCGAAUACAGUAGCAGUGCAAGGCCGAUAACUAAACCUUUAUAAGAAGUCCACUUUCUGGUAUAUACAAAUGACGAUGAAGGCCGUCAGGAGGCUUUGGCUGGACAUAAGAGAUGAAGCAUACUGCAUUUUUAGAUGAAUUCACUAAAUGGUCAAGAAUAAAUCCCGACAAGGCCAGGAUUCCCACGGCUGGAGAUACCCAAGGUGUGGUCGGGACUGUCUCUAAGCCUUAUUUCACAGCAUAUGAAAUGAAAAUUGGUGCAAUUACUUUUCAGGUUGCUACUGGAGAUAUAAAAACUGAACAGGUAGAUGUUAUUGUCAACUCAACAACAAGGACAUUUAAUCUGAAAUCAGGUGUGUCAAAAGCUAUUUUAGAGAGUGCUGGACAAGCUGUGGAAAAUGAAUGUGCUGUACUAGCUGCACAGCCACACGGAGAUUUUAUAAUUACACAAGGUGGACGCUUAAAGUGCAAAAUAAUAAUUCAUGUUCUUGGGGAAAAUGAUGUCAGGAAAACAGUCACCAGUGUUCUAGAAGAGUGUGAACAGAGGAAGUACACAUCAGUUUCCCUUCCAGCCAUCGGAACAGGAAAUGCUGGAAAAAAUCCAGCCACAGUUGCUGAUAACAUAAUCGAUGCUAUUGUAGACUUCUCAUUGCAGCGUUCCACCCCAUCAUUAAAAACCGUUAAAGUUGUCAUCUUUCAACCUAAGCUGCUAAAUGUAUUCUACGACAGCAUGAAAAGAGACCUCUCUGCAUCACCGAACUUUCAAUCCACAUUCUCCAUGACUACAUAUAAUCUUCCUGAACACUGGACUGACAUGAAUCAUCAGCUGUUUCGCAUGAUCCAGCUAGACCCAGGACAACCAGAAUAUAAUACCAUAAAGGACAAGUUCACCCAAACUUGUUCUUCCUACACAAUAGAGAAGAUUGAGAGGAUACAGAAUGCAUUUCUCUGGCAGAGCUACCAGGUAAAGAAAAGGCAAAUGGAUAUCAAGAAUGAUGAUACGAAUAAUGAGAGACUCCUCUUCCAUGGGACAGGUGCAGACUCAGUGACAUAUGUCAAUCAGCAUGGCUUUAAUCGAAGUUAUGCUGGGAAGAAUGCUGUAUUCUAUGGAAAAGGAACCUAUUUUGCUGUGGAUGCCAGUUAUUCUGCCAACGACACCUACUCCAAGCCGGACAGCAAUGGGAGAAAGCACAUGUACGUUGUGCGAGUACUUACUGGAGUCUUCACAAAGGGACAUGCAGGAUUAGUUACCCCUCCACCCAAGAAUCCUCACAAUCCCACAGAUCUCUUUGACUCGGUGACAAACAAUACACAAUCUCCAAAGCUAUUUGUGAUAUUCUUUGAUAAUCAGGCUUACCCAGAAUAUCUCAUAACUUUCAGGCGUUAAAAAUAUUUUUAUCAUCAAAGAGAUUAUUUAAGUCAUCUGUGAGAACAACAUGCAAUCUUCGUCUUUGCUUUUGGCCUGUUUAAGCAGACAAAAGUUUCCCUUUCAGGUGCUAAAAUGCUGAAAAUUACCUUUUUAAAAUGCUCUAUUGCUGCAAUUUGUAGCAUACCUUUUUUUCUCAGCAAAUUGAUGGGUGGAAGCUAAGAAAUGUAUGGUAAAUGUCACAGUUAGAGCUACAGCUAUUCACAGACACCAAAUCUGUAGGAGAAUAAAAAGCACAUUAUUCUUUUUCCAUCAGAAAAAAAAAACAAGAUACAUCACCUUAAAGCCCAGAUGACACUGUUCUACUUGGAACAUAUUAAGACAUUGAAUGGUGGCGGGUUAAACUGUACUACUUAAGUGGAGAGGCUACUGUUAUGCAUCUGUAACAGCUGGGGAUUUUGCCUUAUUAAGAAAAACCUGUCGAUAGUUCAGCUGAAAUGACUGGAUCACAGAAUAUUAACUCUGUUAUGGAACAAAUCAUAACAGAUUUUACCCGUUUACAUUUCAGGUAA
Molecule: messenger RNA, 2431 nt
Organism: Mandrillus leucophaeus (drill)
Lineage: Eukaryota; Metazoa; Chordata; Mammalia; Primates; Cercopithecidae
Gene: PARP15
Product: poly (ADP-ribose) polymerase family, member 15
Exons: 12
Coding region: 606-1880 (424 amino acids)
Biological process (GO): negative regulation of gene expression
Cellular component (GO): nucleus; cytoplasm
Molecular function (GO): transcription corepressor activity; NAD+ poly-ADP-ribosyltransferase activity
Source: RefSeq, a predicted model, not a curated record